GAGAACGUAAAACAGACUUAACAGAUAUACUGAUUCGCCUUCAAAUUGUUUCUGUGAAUUGAAAAUCAUUUGAAUGAAAAGUGUUGAUCGGAUUUCUGUUUCCUUUGUACAGUACAGUAGUUAACCAAUUAACACUUAGAUGCUCAAUAAUAACGAUUGAAUAUGAUCUAUAAUUUGUAGACAUUGCUUCAACUUUCAGCUUCAAAAUACUUGUAAAAUGUAGAACAACUACUGAAAAUUGAAUCAUCAACCAACUAUUACUUUUAAAUAAUUUUAAUCCAAUGAUAACUUGAUAAAUUAUUUGGAAACAGCCCUGAAACAUACAAGGUUACUGUGACACAUAUACAUAAGACCAAUUAAACCAUUCUAAUAAAUGAUUCAUAAUAAACUGUAACUAUUUUGAGUCGUCUCACUUAACUCAAAUAUCUAAUAUAAACCAUAUUUAUAUUCACUCCCAUCAGUGAUUAUAAAAUUACUUGUACAUAAUCCAUAUACUCCUACUAUCAAUUCGUGUUUUACAAAAACUUAAAUUUUAGUUAUUGACUGAUAAAAAAACUCUUGGCAAUAAAUUACUGAGUACAUAUUUCUCAUUUACAAUUAUUCGCUGUUAAACCCUAACAAAACACAUUGUCCUUGUGAAUUUAAAAGAAAUUUUUAUUUAUUUCAAUGAGAUUGACAAGAUCUUCAAAGCAACUUGAACGUUUUGGAGAUUCUAAGAACACUCCAGUGAAUACACUCUUACGCUUGUCAUGGAUAAUGAUAUUAUUAUUAUUAAAAGUCUUAUAUUCAGAAGCUCGUGGAAAAGUGACCAUUGACGAUGAUACUGGUUACUUUGUUGAUUCAAAUGGAUUUAUUAAACUAUUUCAUGGUAUCAAUUGUGUGCAUAAAGUCACACCAUUUUACAUUCCAAAAUUACUUGACCCUCAUACAUUCAAAGUACUUCGAGAUUGGGGAAUCAAUGUUAUACGCUUAGGAUUUAGCUGGAUAGCAUUAAAACCACAUGAAAAUGAGACCAAUCUAGAGUAUAUAGAUACUAUUGAAAAGAUUAUCGACAAUGCUGGAUUAUAUGGAGUUUAUAUUAUCAUUGACUUGCAUCAAGAUGGAUUAUCGAAACGUCUCGGUGCAAUUGAUGCUGUGCCUUAUUGGUUUAUGGAUAAAAUAAAGCGACCACCCUAUUUAUUCCAAUACCCUUGGCCAUUAAAGAAAUAUCCUAAUGAAAGUGCCUGGUUUUUAACCUACGCCACAUAUGAGAGUGCACAUGCAUUUGAAAGUAUAUAUAAAAAUGUUUCAGGAUUAUGGAAUUAUUUUGCAGAAUAUUGGAGGAUAACAACUGAUCGUUUCGGGAAGAAAUAUAACGUUUUAGGCUAUGAAUUGAUAAAUGAACCACCACCUGGAAAUUUUUAUUUAAAUCCAUUUCUUCUUCUGCCUAAUAUUGCAGGUCAAAAUCUUUUAUUGUUUUAUGAUUACUUGGUGAAUGUUAUUCGUCAAACAGACAAGGAUACAUUGAUAUUUUACGAGAGUGUAACUUAUGGAAUAUAUUUUCCAUUUGUCAAUGGAAUACCUGGUACUGGCAUGCAACGUGUUCCUGGUCUAUUACAAGAUAAGAUGGCCAGAAAGAAGAGUGUAUUAUCUUAUCAUUACUACUGUUGGCUAUUGGAAUCGACACCAGCUACAGAGCAUAUGCCAUCAUGGAAACAAUAUUUGUGUGAUCAGCUUCUCUUAAAUUAUACAUUCAAAAAUGUGAGAAGUAUAGUUCAGUCCACUGGUGGCGGACGAUUUUUAACAGAAUUCGGUCUGUGUCUUCCUGAUGGUAAUCCAGAAUCAAUAAAUACGGUUGAAUGUAAUGCUGUGCUGAAUGCAGCAGACAGGAACUUCGAAUCAUGGACGUACUGGGACGGAUAUGAAUUAUUUUCCAACUUAAAUGUAGAGAACAUUUCCUUGAAAUCGUUCAGUCGUACAUAUCCACAAUCAACUGCCGGUCAACCUGUCCAACUGAGAUUCGAUGUAGAUUCAGGUGUGUUUUAUUAUGCUUUUGUACCAACACAGAAGAAUUGUACAAAUGUGAACUCAACAUUGUUAGUUGCAGAAAUUUUUGUUCCAAUGUCGAUUCAUUAUCCACAUGGAGUGAAGACUCGUUUCAUCCCAGAACAAUUAUAUUAUAAAGUGUAUGAAAAUAAUACUAAUUUAAUAUUUGUGUAUAUGCCAUGUACUUUGAUCAAGACAAAUAUUGAACUUAUAGAAAUAACGAUCAUACCAAAUCAAAAUUAAGUUAAACAUUCAAACAGUAAUAAUGAUACUCGUCUAUUAGUUUAUUUGAAAUCUGUAUCCAUUUUGUUGAUUGUGAAUUCGUUGUUAUUUUUGCAUCUUUUAACUUAUUUUGGAUAAACUAAAGAAAGUCAACUUGAUGGAAUGCUUGAAA
Molecule: messenger RNA, 2419 nt
Organism: Schistosoma rodhaini
Lineage: Eukaryota; Metazoa; Platyhelminthes; Trematoda; Strigeidida; Schistosomatidae
Source: the annotation of a GenBank genome assembly